AUGGCCACAAAGAGGCGCACCUCUCCGCCUCCCCGUGGACAAGCCCCUCGCGCAGCUCUUCCAGCUAAACGCGGCGCACGCGGCGCAACCCCGCUCUCGGCCGUCCUCUACCUCGUCGCGGUGGUCGUCUCGCUCUUCCUCGUCGCCCGCCAUGCGUCGUCCUGGGCACGCUACGUCCCCGGCGGUUACUCGAUUCUGAACACUCUUGACAAUGCUCAGAGCCAGUUUGAGGCCAUCGUGUCUUAUCUGACAUCAACCAUGGUCGAUGGACACGCCGACUUUGGCGAUGGCCGCAGCACGCGUGCCCCCUCCGCCUUUUGCACCCCGUACUCGGACGCGCUGUACCACGUCAAUGUCAUGCUCGGCAAUGGAGGACCCGAACCCGACCUCAGUGGAGGCAUGAUCCCCUCGGUCGCCCCGCCGUUCGCCAUGACCCGCUGGACUCCCCAGACUCGCCAGAACUACGUAUCGAUGUGCCCUUACAACCAGACCGAUACGCGUCUGCACGGUUUUAUUGGAACGCACCAGCCCGCCGUUUGGAUGGGCGAGUCGGGCCCGGCGCAGGUCGCUGCCGGCCUCGGCGCCGUGGUCACUGACUUUGACAAGCGUGGCCUCAACUUCAAGAGGCAGGACGAGUACGCCAGUGUUAACUACUACUCGAACGUCCUGCGUGGCGAGAACGGCGACAUUGACGCAGAGUUGGCUCAGACCUCCCGAGCCGGUCACCUUCGCUUCACCUUCCGUCCCAACGGAGACGCUGCGCCGUACAUUGUUCUCGACGCUAGCCGUGCCACCGUCAUCACCCAUAACCCCAAGAACGUUACCUUCCCUGCUGGCAAGGUUACAAUUGACAAGAAGCUCAACGAGGUUUACGGAUGGAGCUCUGAGCGCCAGGACAACGUUCUCGUUGGCGAAGACCUCCCUGCCAAGAGGUUCAAGGGCUAUUUUGUCGCCCGGUUCAGCAAGCCGUUUGUUUCGGGUGGCAUCUCACACCACGGCAAGGUCAAGGACAAUGUGCUGCAGGGCGAGGGAGAGGUGCUCUCCAGCUACGUGACCUUUGCUCCUGGUACCGAGGUUGUCGAGGUGCGCGUCGGUGUCAGCUUUAUCAGUAUCAAGCAUGCGCGUCGUAACCUCGACUAUGAGGUUCCCGACGGCCAGACUCUCGAGGAGACCUCACUGGCGACACGCACCGCUCUUGCCGACAAGCUUGACCGCCUCAGCGUAUCUGGCGCCACUACCAACAACAAGACGGUCCUCUACACCGGUCUCUCGCGCACCCUCGUCUACCCGUACGAGGUGAGCGAGAAUGCGGCUAGCCCUGAAAAGCCCAUGUGGCGCUACUACUCUGGCUACAUCGACAUGCCUGCCGAGGGUAUCUCAUACUCUGGCUACUCGAUCUGGGACACGUUCCGCGCCACGACCGCCUGGCAGCUCUUUAUCGCCCCCGAGCGCAUUCCCGGCAUGAUCAACUCGAUGCUCCAGGACUUCCAGCAGGGCGGCUGGCUCCCGAUGUGGAAGAACAUUGUCGAGACAAACAUCAUGGUCGGCACACACGCCGACAGUGUCAUUGCCCAGGCUAUGCGGGCCGGUGUCCGGGGCUUCAACUAUGACCUGGCGUGGCAGGCUGUCAAGAAGGAUGCGUUCACUCCGCCUGACCGUGACACCGAGCUCAAGUUCUUUGACCGCGAGGAGCACACGCCCCAGGAGGUCCGCGCUGGUCUCACCGAGUACAUGAAGCUUGGAUAUGUCGCAGACGACCUGCACUCUGAGUCUGGCUCGCGUACUUUGGACUAUGCUUACGACGACCAUGCUGCUUCAAUUGUGGCACGCACCGUCGGCGCGGACACUGACGCGGAGGUCCUUGAGAAGCGCGCCCAGUACUACCGUAACCUGUGGAACCCCGACACGGGCUUCAUGGAGGCGAAGAACUCGGACGGGUCGUGGGCCGGCGAGACCGCUGGCUGGACUGAGGGUGACCACUGGGCGUACUCGCUCAAUGUCAUGCACGACGUCCCUGGUCUCAUCAGGCUCAUGGGUGGACCCAAGAACUUUGUCGACUUCCUCGACCGCCACUUUGCCGGCGGCCACAACCUGCACACCAACGAGCCUAGUCACCACAUUCCCUACCUCUACUCGUUUGCCGCGCCUCACAAGGCCCAGGAAGCCGUCCUCAAACUCGGCCAGGAGGAGUACAACCACACCGACAUUGGCCUCUCGGGUAACGAGGACUGCGGCCAAAUGUCUGCGUGGUACCUCUUCUCUGCCAUGGGCUUCUACCCCGUCGACCCCGCCAGCGCGACAUACGUGGUCGGCACGCCCUUCUUCGACUAUAUCGCACUCGACCUGCCUGCCGGCGGCACCAUCAGGGUGACUGCCAAGGGCGCCAGCAGCGGCAAGAAAAAGUACAUCAAGAACCUGACCAUUGAUGGCCGGCCGCACAAGACCGUCAUCAUCGACCAUUCCCAGCUGGCCCAUGGUGCCGACUUGGUGUUUGAGAUGAGCGACACGCCGCAGACGUGGCCUGCAAACUAG
Apiotrichum porosum is the source of this 2532-nucleotide messenger RNA. RefSeq lists its product as uncharacterized. The record is from RefSeq and is a predicted model, not a curated record. The transcript has 10 exons. Gene Ontology annotation, cellular component: nucleus; cytosol. Gene Ontology annotation, biological process: protein deglycosylation; protein quality control for misfolded or incompletely synthesized proteins; glycoprotein catabolic process. The coding region runs from base 1 to 2532 and encodes 843 amino acids. Gene Ontology annotation, molecular function: carbohydrate binding; peptide-N4-(N-acetyl-beta-glucosaminyl)asparagine amidase activity. Lineage: Eukaryota; Fungi; Basidiomycota; Tremellomycetes; Trichosporonales; Trichosporonaceae.